AAAUGGCCCGCUGGAUGUCACAUUGGCAAGGAUAGUGUUUCAGGCUUCUAGAUAUGAAAGACGUCGCAUUGCUCACUGAUCUUGAGCUGCGUGAUGAACUUACAAAAUAUAACGUAGAUGUGGGUCCUGUCAGUGGGACGACACGUUCAUUAUAUGAGAAGAAACUCAUGAAGCUGCGUAAGCAGAAUUUACCUGAUGUGUCAUUGACAUCUCAACCAAAGGAAUCUAAGGUUACUUCUAUUUCAAAACGACCGCUGUCAAAAUCACCAUCUAGGACAUCUUCCACACGCAGUUCUACCCUCAACCGUCGGAAGGUUAAUAGAUCUGAAAGUGAGGAUGGUUCAGACUCAGAAGCGGUACCAGAGCUUUCAUCAUACGCCAAAGUGAUAACUUCUACACCCGAACCCUCUCCCGAGGCCACGAAGUACACCCACCCAUAUCCGAAGGGAAGGACUUCGAAUGAUAGCGGAGCUUCAUUCACUUCAUCAUUGACUCCACCCCGUCCUGCGAUACCCACCUACGGAAUCGAUCGCCCUGGAGCUACACCUCCAAGAAAAGCUGCAUUCCCUAGGAGACUUCAAUAUGAGUAUCACGGUCGACGUGGUUCAGGUCCUCGAGAGCCGCCUCGCUUGGGUCUCACGUGGUACAAUACCGUACCCGACACCGCGAAGGCCUUAGCGGUGCGCUAUUAUACCCCUGAAAGAUCCAAGCGACGCGACUAG
Messenger RNA from Cylicocyclus nassatus, 722 nucleotides. The record is from the annotation of a GenBank genome assembly. Lineage: Eukaryota; Metazoa; Nematoda; Chromadorea; Rhabditida; Strongylidae.